AUGGUCUCCGAAACACUCGAAUUCUACACAAAAGCCCUGGGCGCUAUGUCGUCCCUGGGCAUCGCCCGCGCCAGCCAAAAACUCCAGUCUAUACCACACCACUUCACAUACCAAACGACCCCUAAUCCCAAAAAUGUCGUCAUUAUUGGCGGCUCAUAUGCCGGGACUCGACUUGCUCAGCGUCUCACAGAAACCUUACCGACGGGGUACCGCGCGGUGCUCAUUGAACGAAACUCCCACUUCAACCACUUCUUUGUGUUUCCGCGAUUCAGUGUAGUCAAGGGGAAAGAGGAGAAGGCUUUCAUUCCUUAUGAUAAUCUGGCGAAGUCCGCGCCGGCGGGAAUUUUCGAGCAUAUCCGGGACACCGCGACAGAAAUCACACCGAAAACUGUGAAGCUUUCAUCGGGUGUCGAGGUCGAGUACGAGUACCUCACCCUCGCGACGGGGUCAUGGCAGCCGGCGCCGAGUAAAUACGAUGUUUUGACGAAGACUGAAGGCGUCAACGCGUUCCGCGCGACGCAGAGGGCUGUAGAAGCUGCGAAUACCAUUGCCGUUGUUGGCGGUGGGCCGGUGGGCGUGCAAAUUGCGACUGAUAUCAAGAGCUAUUACCCGGCGAAGGAGAUAACACUGGUUCACUCAAGAGAGAAGGUGCUUAGUGCGUUCGGACCGAGGCUGCAAGGGGCUGUUAUGGAUGCGCUGAGGAAGAUGGGGGUGGGAAUGGUGAUGGGGGAGAGGCCGGUUAUCAAGAAAGAUGCACCAGACGGAGCCGGGGCUGGUAUGGUCGGACCGGGAAGUCUUACAUUCAAGGAUGGAACGCAAAAGUCGUACGAUCUUGUGCUCCCCUGCACCGGCCAGCGGCCCAACUCGAGCAUCCUCGCCCAUCUCGCACCAGGAGCAAUCGACCCGCAAACGCGGCAGAUUCUCGUGCACCCAACGCUCCAAAUCAAUGAUGGCUCUACAUCCAGCUCCGAUAAAGAGGUCACCAUCUCUGAGCGGAUUUUCUCCCUCGGCGAUGUCGCUAAAACAGGCGGCCCGCGCUUCGCCCGUGCCGCUCGCGCACAGGCUGAGAUUGUCACCUCCAAUAUCCUGCACUUGAUCAGGGGGCAAAAGGACAAGCUGAGCGAGUACCAUCCGGCAAUGUACGAGGGGGCGAUUAAGCUAACCCUGGGGAAGUCCGACUACCUUUUCUGCGGGAGAAUGCCUGACGGUCGGGAGAUUGUGAAGUUUGGCAAGACGCAGCCGCAGAAUGAGAAUUUCGAGGUGCAGUCGGCCUGGGAGGAACUAGGGGCUCGGGAGGACUCUGCAGAAACGGGGUUAGCUGCUAGGACAGAGAAGUUAGAGAAGCACAAGGAGAAGUUCAGUGCGUGCUGGGGGCAAGGGUGGGGACAGGGCUGGGAGAAGAAUCGCGACCAGCAGCUGCCGUGGCAGAGGAGGGAUGCAUAG
Molecule: messenger RNA, 1443 nt
Organism: Aspergillus nidulans FGSC A4
Lineage: Eukaryota; Fungi; Ascomycota; Eurotiomycetes; Eurotiales; Aspergillaceae
Exons: 3
Coding region: 1-1443 (480 amino acids)
Biological process (GO): regulation of programmed cell death; respiratory electron transport chain
Molecular function (GO): oxidoreductase activity
Source: RefSeq, a predicted model, not a curated record